Molecule: messenger RNA, 1578 nt
Organism: Candida tropicalis MYA-3404
Lineage: Eukaryota; Fungi; Ascomycota; Pichiomycetes; Serinales; Debaryomycetaceae
Exons: 1
Coding region: 1-1578 (525 amino acids)
Source: RefSeq, a predicted model, not a curated record
AUGGAAUCAACUAUGAAUUAUCCAAGUAAUGUAUCAUUGAAUACACCAAUUAAAAAAAUCAGAAAUCUUACAUUAAAUUCACCACCUGAUAGAAUUCAUCAUCAUAGUGAAAAUAAACAUAAACGAAAUAAAAGUAAUUAUGAUAGUAUUAAUAAUGAAUUAUAUCCAAGUAUUGAUGAUAUACAAACAUCACCAACUGUUUCUACGAUGUUACAAAAAGGUUAUUCUCAAAGAUUGACAAAUAAUGUUUUAUCUGAGUUGAAUUUAAGAGCUCAAGAGAUAACUCAAUCAAUGUCAUCACCUUCAACAACAAAAAUAGCGUCAAAUAGAAGUCAAUAUUCUCAACAACAACAACAGUAUCAACAGAAUCUAUUUAUUGGAGGUGAUACGUCAAGAAAUGGGGGAAAUCAAGUCAUGAAUAGAAGAAAUAAAAGAUAUAGUGGGAUACAUUUUAAUAAAUUUAAACAAAUGGAAUCAAUAAAUCAACAUUAUUCAAUACAUAAUAAUAAUAAUACCAAUACUAAAACUCCAUCACCACAAAAAUCUAAUUAUGAAUCAACACAUGUUAGAUCAUUAUCUAAAGAUACUAUACUUCAACAAAAUCAUCAUGGAUUAGAAGAAUCUGCAAGCAAAAGAAGAAGAACUUUAAAUGGUAAUGAUGAAGUUAUUGCUAUACCAAUAUUACAAAAUAAAGAGACUACUAUAAAAGAAUCUAAUAGUAGUACUAGUAUUAGUAGUAUUACGGGUAAUAAUAAUAGUAGUCCAAGUAGAAAAAUUUCACCAUCUAAAGGUUCAAGAAAUUUGAAUUCAAUGUUGAGACAAACUACUGAUACUGGAUCCCCAAAUAAAGAUGAAUUUGCCAAACCUUAUCCACCAAGUUUUAAAUUAAGACAAAGUUCAUUAGAAAUGGCAGGUGUUGUUCAACCUAGUAGCAAUAGUCAAUAUUUCCAACAACAACAACAACAACAACAACAAUCAAGAUUUAUUAAACCAAUGGUUCCUAGUUUACAAAGAAAAUCAUCAAUUCCAACAUUAAAUAAAAAACCAUCAUUACCAAAUUUAAAUAAAAAACCGUCAUUGCCAAAUUUAAAUAAAAAACCAUCAAUACCAUCGUUACAAAAGAAAUCUUCAAUACCUACAUUAAAUAAAAAAUCAUCAAUUCCAACAUUACAAAAAAAACCAUCAAUGAAUUCAUUAAAUCGACCUUUUGGUGGUAACACUCCAACAUCACCAACUGGUCCUGUUCCUAUUCCUCCACCUCAUGGUGAUUCAUUUGAUAAGAAACAACCAAUAUCACAAUUUAAUAAUUAUAAUUCCAAUCAUAACACUAUUACUAAUAAGAAUACCCCACAUUUAUCACGAGUAAGUCCUUCAAGAUCACUUGGAACUAGUUCAUCUACAAGAUCAAUCAAUUCUCGUGUAUUGUACAAUUCAACUAAUUUAAAUACCUUACCAAAAUCAAAAUCAGUAACGAUACCCCAACCUUUUUCAUUAUAUGAUAAACCCACAAUUUCAUCAUCACAAAAAUCAUUAAAUAAUUUUCAAAAAAAUUCAAAGAUAAAUUCAUUUAAUAAUUAG